AAAUCAGCGGACGAGAAAAUACCAGGGUAACCUUCUACCUUGAAAAUCCAAGAAGAAGAAGAGGUCAAAAGUCCUCUUAGCCGCCAACGAGCAGAACAGGAGGAAGAAGUAGUAGUGCUCAGCGUUCCUUCGUCGUUCAAACUUAUUCCAGCCUAAGGAUCUGAGUAAUGUGUUCCCUCGGCACCUGGCUAUGUUUUUAUUCCAUCAUCGUGCUCGGGACAUUCAUUGCGGAAUGCGUGGCCACGUACCUGAUUGCACUGCUUACCGAUUAUCACAGGCGGCCCUAUGUUUAUGUCGUGUAUGGCAGAAACGCUGUCAUCCGUCUCAUCAAUUUCAUCGCGGCCAUGAUGUGCAGCAGUGCCCUUAGCUCCGACAACAUGAAGACGUUCUUUAUCUGCACUAUCCUAAUCGGAGCCAAAAUUGUCGGGAACGUCAUGUACGGGGUCAGCAAUUUCGUCUACGAAAACUUCGUCAUGUCCCCAGGGGUGCUGGACGGUUUCAAGGACCAGUACACUAUAAUGAACAUGUCCGCUUCACACCGAUUGAUCAGCAUCGCUCUCUGGACGGCGAUAGAGGGUCCCCUGCUGUAUAUGAUGUUGAACUACUACAGUCAGAGAAUGAGCAUUCUUUACCCUCCUGCUGCUCCGCCGCCGCCGCCGAUGAAGCCAGCCGAGGACGAGGACCAAGGAGGCGGGGAUGAUGACCAGACAGAAAGAUCAACCACGGUGGUUGACUAAUUUUCUUUCGCUUCAUAGUUUACGGACGCGAAAUAUUCGCAUCGCUGAUUCGCGCCCUCGCAGAAUAUACCUCCUUGAUAAAAAUUUGAAUAAAUGCGAUUUCUUGGAUAGCGCCA
Molecule: messenger RNA, 853 nt
Organism: Ornithodoros turicata
Lineage: Eukaryota; Metazoa; Arthropoda; Arachnida; Ixodida; Argasidae
Exons: 7
Coding region: 168-737 (189 amino acids)
Source: RefSeq, a predicted model, not a curated record